Penaeus vannamei (Pacific white shrimp) is the source of this 729-nucleotide messenger RNA. NCBI's taxonomy places the organism in Eukaryota, Metazoa, Arthropoda, Malacostraca, Decapoda, Penaeidae. The record is from RefSeq and is a predicted model, not a curated record.
AUGAGGGCUUGUGUAAUAGUUUACGGUGGUAUCAGCAAAGUUCUCCAGCUUUUAAAUGGCCAUUUGCCGUGGCCGCCGCUGUCCCACAGUACGGCUAUCCCAGCCCUCCCACACCGCCCCCACACCCGCUCCCACACCCGCCCCCACACCUGGCUACGAAUACCAGGAGCCCCAACAGACCUACCUGGCGCCCGGCACUCGCGCAGAAGGCGGCGAAGAAGCGCCAGAGGAGCCAGAAGAAGCCGUGCCGAUUCUGAAGGACGAGCGCGCGUGAACAACGAAGACGGAAGCUACACCGUCGACGUCGAGACUGGCAACGGCAUCGUGUUUUCUGAAGCUGGCACACUGGGCACCAACAACACUGCUAUCAAGACGGGGCAGUAUUCCUACACCGCCCCUGACGGUUCCGUGAUCGAGGUCAAGUUCAUCGCCAACGAGAACGGCUUCCAGGCGGAGUCCGACGCCCUGCCAGUGGCUCCCGCGUUCCCGCACCCGAUCCCCGACUUCGUCCUCGAGCAGAUCCAGUUCGCGGCUGAGGAGGACGCGCGCAUCGCCGCUGAAGCCGAAGCCGCACUGAAAACAGCUGAAGCGCCAUCGAACCUGUACGAGAGGCCGCAGUAAUAUUUUGUUUGUCUAUCGAACAUUUUUUUUGUUGUACUCAAUAUCAUGUACUUUGUAAAUUUGCUACAAAAAACAUGUAUGCACUUAUAAAACAUUUACUCGCCUAGU